This is a messenger RNA of Cyanistes caeruleus (blue tit), 2041 nucleotides long. NCBI's taxonomy places the organism in Eukaryota, Metazoa, Chordata, Aves, Passeriformes, Paridae. The record is from RefSeq and is a predicted model, not a curated record.
CCUCGCCGGAGCGGCGGCGACUCGCCCGGCCCCGCAGGACGCGGGGCUUGGUUGCGGGCGGAGGGAAGGGCUUUUUGUCUUUAUCGCAGCCGCGCCAGGACCGCAGCUACCUCGCCGAAGUUCUUUUCUUAUCCCUCUGCUUUCGAUAGCUAGACAAAGCUCAUUUCAACAGCAGCCUACUCCGAGUUCCCCAGAGCGGGCGUUCUGCGGGCUGCCAGCCUGUGCCUUGCGGACGCAGCGCUGGCCCCGGCGGGAGAGCAGCAGGGAGCCGCGGGACGCGUCCCUGCUGCUCCAGGGGCGGCCUCGCAGCACUCUGCGCGAAAGUUUGUGCUUGUGUAUGCAUAGAUAUGAAAAUAAAAAGUGACCUGGAAGGCUCUGUCAAAACGAGACAUUGUAAAACAAAUGAAUUUAAAUAGCAAAUAAAAAUUUACUGUGCCUGCAGGACUUUGGCUUUCAAACAACAGAAGAAAUAGGUGACCAGAAGUAUAUCAGCCACAGAGCAGCUUUUAAAACAAACAAGAAUAAACAAAUCCCCUCUUUCUCUCAUCUUUUAACAGGAUGGUACUGGGGCAACAUGACUGUUGCUGAAGCCAAAGAAAGGUUACAGGAUGCCCCCGAAGGGACCUUUUUGGUUAGGGAUAGUUCGCAUUCAGAGUAUCUACUGACUAUAUCGGUAAAAACAUCAGCGGGACCGACCAAUCUACGUAUAGAAUAUCAAGAUGGCAAGUUUAGACUGGACUCCAUCACUUGUGUCAGAUCUAGACUUAAACAGUUCAACAGCGUUGUGCAUUUGAUUGAGUACUAUGUUCUGAUGUGCAAGGAUAGAACUGAAACACCUUCAAAUGGAACAGUUCAUCUUUACUUGAACAAACCCCUCUAUACGUCUGCUCCAUCUCUGCAACACCGCUGCAGAAUAGCUAUAAACAAGAGCACAAAUCAGAUCUGGGAGCUGCCAUUACCAACAAGACUAAAAGAGUACUUGAAAGAGUAUCAAUACCAGGUAUAAAUAUAUUUUCUAAAUGCCUCUAACACAGAGUAACUUUUGAAAGCAAUUCUUUAAAUCAGCCAAAGAACUGAGUAACCAGUUGUACAACUCGGCAUGGAAUUCACUAUCAAAACAGUGGCAGUUCUGAGGGAAAGGUUUUUAUUUCAGAUGCUACAAAGGGAGACUUUAUGUAAAAUAAUCCUAGUUUGCAUCCUUGGGGGUUUGACAAGGUGGCAUACUAUUCUUGCGAGGAGAGAGAAGCCAGGAAUCUGUCCAGAUUGUGUUGCUUUGUCAAUAAAAUGCUGCACUAGCUAUCAAAUGCUUACUGAAGCAGUGGGACCGGGAGAGACUUCAUAAGUGGUCAGAGACAUAAGAGAGUUUACAAGUAUCUCAGUUGUCUGAUUCCAAGAUUAAUUUGGUGCUGGUGUUCAUAUAAUCCUAAAAGCUUAACUAGAUCACACUGUGAUAAUCUUACUAAAGUUAUGCAACUAAUCAAAUCCAGUCAGAAAAAUGAUCAUGCAUUCAGUUUUUAUUGAACUACUCUCCUGCUUUUCUGUAAGCAAAGGAAUACUGUAAAUAAUGAGUCUAAAAUACUGUUUUUCAAAGUUCUCUGAAAGCUGACCUUAAGAGGAAAUGCUACAUCUUUCACAGGAACCCAGUAUAUUGCUGAUUGUACCAGAUUGGUAUCCCAGAAUCCUUAACAUGUUAACAUCUUCACAGUGGUGAUGUAUCCAUGCUAUUAUUAUUAAGCCUCUUUAGGUUGAGGCUUUAGAACUAUAUGCUUCAGACUUGCAGUUUCAAUGUCAAGACAUGGAUUUCAGCAGUUACAUGUGUCUUCUACAGUGUAGAAUGUUUUCUUCAGGCUGUUUCCCAAAAUGUGGGGAAAUACGAUGUGGAUUUUUUUAAGGGGGUUGGUUUACCUUUUUCUUGUUUUUUAUUUUCUUUUUCUUUAUUUCUUUUUAUUUCAUUUUAUUUUAUUUUAUUUUUUAACUUCCAAUUCACCAUUGUAGCUAUCAGAUGAUUACUCAAUAAAGUAAAUCAAAGUGCGAAACUAUC